This is a messenger RNA of Nanorana parkeri, 2530 nucleotides long. RefSeq names its product Rho GTPase activating protein 10 (gene ARHGAP10). Gene Ontology annotation, cellular component: cytoplasm. NCBI's taxonomy places the organism in Eukaryota, Metazoa, Chordata, Amphibia, Anura, Dicroglossidae. The transcript has 22 exons. Gene Ontology annotation, molecular function: GTPase activator activity; protein binding. The record is from RefSeq and is a predicted model, not a curated record. Bases 67 to 2232 code for a protein of 721 amino acids. Gene Ontology annotation, biological process: signal transduction.
UGCUUCUGCUUUGCCUAUUAAGGGAUUUCCAAGGAGGCAGCGCCGAGCUGAGCCAGCCGUGUAAUCAUGGGGCUGCAGCCCUUGGAGUUCAGUGAAUGCUACCUGGACAGCCCCUGGCUCCGGGAGAGGAUCCGGGCACACGAGGCGGAGCUGGACAGAACCAACAAGUUCAUCAAAGACCUGGUGAAGGAUGGCAAGAACCUGAUCGCUGCCAGCAAGAACUUAUCCACAGCUCAAAGAAAGUUUGCCCAUUCUCUCCGUGAAUUUAAAUUUGAAUUUAUUGGGGAUGCAGAAACGGAUGACGAGAGGUGUAUUGAUGCAUCUCUUCAGGAGUUUUCCACUUUUCUAAGAAACCUUGAAGAGCAAAGAGAGCUAAUGGCAAUGAAUGUUAAUGAAACACUUAUUAAACCCUUGGAGCGAUUUCGGAAGGAACAGCUCGGCGCAGCGAAGGAAGAGAAAAAAAAGUUUGAUAAAGAGACAGAAAAGAACUACAGCAAUCUGGACAAACAUUUAAGCAUGUCUUCAAAGAAGAAAGAGCCACAAUUGCAGGAGGCAGAUGUCCAAGUGGAGCAGAAUCGGCAACAUUUUUAUGAGCUGUCACUUGAAUAUGUGUGUAAACUGCAGGAAAUCCAGGAACGGAAAAAAUUUGAAUUUGUGGAACCUAUGCUGGCUUUCUUCCAAGGGAUUUUUACUUUUUAUCACCAAGGAUAUGAACUUGCUAAAGAUUUUAGCCACUACAAGUUGGAGUUACAGAUUAAUAUUCAAAAUACACGGAAUCGAUUUGAAGGGGCACGGUCAGAGGUUGAAGAACUAAUGAAGAAAAUUAGAAAAAACCCUCAAGAGCACAAACGUGCAAGCCCAUUUACAAUGGAAGGGUAUCUGUAUGUCCAGGAGAAACGACCAGCCCCAUUUGGUUCCAGUUGGGUUAAACACUACUGUAUGUUUAAGAAGGAUUCCAACACAUUCACAAUGUUCCCAUAUGAACAUAGAUCAGGAGGCAAAAUAGGGGAUGGAGAAAGUUUUAUACUGAAGUUCUGCACAAAACGGAAUACAGACACUAUAGAUAGGAGGUUCUGCUUUGACGUGGAAGCUACAGAGAGGCCGGGACUUCUCACAACUAUGCAGGCAUUUUCCGAAGAACACAGACAACACUGGGUUGAAAUACUGGGGGGAAAAGAGUCUCGGUUUCUCAGCCUCAGCAAAGCUACAACAAGAUCAGAGGGGGGAGCUCAGCUUGACCAGCAUGGAUUUACUGUUGUGAAAAACUGUAUCAAUGCCAUUGAAUCACGGGGUAUAAAUGACCAAGGAUUGUACAGGGUUGUGGGGGUGAGUUCAAAGGUCCAGAGACUUCUGACUUUGUUAAUGGAUGUGAAAGUUGGAUGCGAUGUGGACUUAAGUGAAGCUGGAGAGUGGGAAGUCAAGACCAUCACAAGUGCUUUAAAGCAGUAUUUAAGGAGCCUGCCAGAACCACUGAUGACAUACGAGCGGCAUGAAAAAUUCAUCAAUCCUGCCAAAGGUGGAAGCCCAGAGACUCGGGUGAAUGCUAUUCAUUUCUUAGUUUACAAACUUCCUGAGAAAAAUCGAGAAAUGCUGGACCUGCUCAUCAAGCACUUGGCUUAUGUCUCCAGCCAUGCCAAGAUAAAUUUGAUGACUGUAGCUAAUCUGGGAGUGGUGUUUGGCCCUACUUUGAUGAGACCUCAAGAAGAAACUGUAGCAGCUAUCAUGGACCUGAAGUUUCAAAACAUUGUUGUUGAAAUACUCAUUGAUAACCAUGAAAAGAUUUUCAAAAACCUUCCUGAUGACACUUUAGAUGAGACAACCUCAAUUUCUCCACGUGCUCCACCCAGACAGUCAAAGAAGCAGCGUAACAAAAGGCCAAUGGCUGUAUACAACCCCUGCAUUGAACUAGAUAAUGAUGACAACAACUCUCCCAAAGAAGACACAUCUACGGGUAGUACAGAUUCACUUUCACCUCAGUCUCUCACUCCUACAGCCAUGUGCAGCAAUCCAGGUUUUGAGAAAAAUCAUCUUUUUACAAAUACCAGUGAUCUUCUGGAGUGGGCCGCCACUGAGACAGCGCUGGCGCACACUCCUUCGGUAUCCUGGAUAAAUAGUGAACCACCUACAGUAUCAAGUGAACCUACCUCACCAGUUCUAACAGAACCAUCACCUCCUAUAGACACUGAAACAAUAACUAUACGCCUCACACCUCCACCAUCUGACAGUACAUAACUCAAGAGAACCAGGUUGGCUGGAGGGAACCCUGAAUGGCAGACGAGGGCUUAUUCCACAGAACUAUGUUCAGUUCCUCUAGCAGUAUGCACUUGAAGCUUAGAUGCUUUACAUGGUAUCCAUGGAUUUCCGUUCCAGUUUACUUGUAUCUUGUUGUAUGACUGUGCAGACCACCUGACCAGAAUGUAGGUGGAGAGGGCCCUCUCUCUGUGCUGAGCAUCAAAAUUUACAUAGGAUAUACUGCCCUAUGACACUUCCCUCUGGAGUCAUUUGCUGAAUAACCUUCCUGGCGUAAGUA